This is a messenger RNA of Leptopilina heterotoma, 1535 nucleotides long. RefSeq names its product histone acetyltransferase type B catalytic subunit (gene Hat1). Gene Ontology annotation, cellular component: nucleus. Gene Ontology annotation, biological process: subtelomeric heterochromatin formation. NCBI's taxonomy places the organism in Eukaryota, Metazoa, Arthropoda, Insecta, Hymenoptera, Figitidae. Gene Ontology annotation, molecular function: histone binding; histone H4 acetyltransferase activity. The transcript is spliced from 7 exons. The record is from RefSeq and is a predicted model, not a curated record. Bases 153 to 1367 code for a protein of 404 amino acids.
AAGUAUUUUUUCAGUUCACUUCUUGACAGUUUCGUAGUUUUAUCAAGAGAUUAGUGAAAUUAAUGUAUUUAAUAAAUUUCUUUAGAUUAUAAGUAUAACAACAAUUAAUUUAUUGUAUUUUUUUUAAUGCGUUGUAUUUUUUAAAAAGAAAAAUGGAUGAAUCUGUUAAUGCCCAUUUGAAGCAAUUUGUCUGUGACAGUAAUACAGUGUUAGAUUUAAAGUUAAUUCGUGAAGCAAAAGAUAUUGAAGAUGAUGAAAUAUCAUUUGAACCAGAAAUGUCACAUCAAGUAUUUGGCGAUAGUGAAACUAUAUUUGGAUAUCGAGAUUUAAAAGUGAAAUUGUACUAUUCCGCUGGAUGUCUGGAAACAUAUUUAGGAAUGGAUUAUUCAGAAAAAUUUCGUGAUUCAAAUAAUGAAGAUAUCAAACCGGAUAAUGUUUUGCAAAUGAUGUCAUUGGUUCUCUCCUCACAAGUUCAUUACAAUUUGGAUUCCUUUGUCAAGUCACUUGAUAAAGACGAUACUUUUGUACCUUGUGGAAAAUUGAUACACGCAUUUUCCAUAGAAAGUGAUAAAAAUAUGAGGCAUUUCGAAGUUUAUAAGGCAACUAUGAGUGAUAAAGGAUUCAAAGAAUAUCAAACUCGAUUGCAAACCUUCUUAUUGUGGUACAUUGAUGCUGCAAAUUUUGUUGAUGCAGAUGAUGAUCAGUGGGACUAUUUUAAUAUGUUCGAAAGGUACUUGUCCCCAUCUGGAUCUGUUCGUUAUGCUUCAGUUGGUUUCUCCACAGUUUAUCAGUAUUAUGCUUACCCAAAUCAUACGAGGCCUCGAAUUGCACAAGUUUUAACUUUGCCACCUUUUCAAAACAAUGGCUUAGGAGCGGAAUUGUUAAAAGCCAUUUACGUUCACUAUAUUGGUCGCAAUGAAGUGAAAGAUAUAACAGUCGAAGGGCCUUCGUCAAAUUUUCAAAGAGUACGAGAUUUCGUUGAUGCACAAAAUUGCAGCACUUUACCAAGUUUUCAAAAAGAUUGCUUACUUCAAGGCUUCAAUAAAAUGAUGGCGACUGAAGCAAGAGAUAAAUAUAAGAUCAAUAAGAGACAAGCACGUAGAGUAUACGAAAUUUUAAGAUUGCGCGAAACAAACAUCUCUGAUGAAAAUGAAUAUCGAAAUUAUAGACUUAAUGUGAAGAGAAGAUUAAACAUUCCCUUGAAAAGGGAACAACACGGAUUGAAGAAGGAUCAUAGCGUGAAAUUACCUGACGCAAACAGAAUUCUCUCUGAACCGGAAUAUUGCAUGGAAAUUCUCGAGAAAGAAUUCCGCUUAUUAGAGGAGGAAUACGAUCGAGUUAUCAAGAGAAUGGAGAAUUCAAAUUAAUUAAUUAUUUAAUCUUUUUUCUUCUAUUUUUUAAAAACUAAAUUAAGAAAUAAUUUGUUUUCAAGUUUUUGACAAUUACUUGCAAAAUUAAGUUCGUUAAAAGUCAAUGUUUUGCUUUGUUUUGUAAUUUUGAACGUUAAAAUAAAGUUUUCAUUUUUUUCUAUUAAA